CAAUGUGGAAGGUUACAUUCAUACAAGUUUACACAGCUUAAUGAUUAACUCUAUUCACCUGCCAACCUUACUGUUUAUGUAGCAAACAAUGUUAACUAGAGAGUCUAGAAGUCUAGGUGUGCGUAUAAGAAAAAAACGAAUUCCAAACCAUUUGAAAGUGGAGUAAUUAGGAUAAAAAUGUACACUAUUAAGCUCUUUCUUCUUAUUGUUCCUCUAGUUAUUUCUUCCAGAAUUGACCAAGACUCUUCAUCACUUGACUCUGUGUCUCCAGAGCCAAAAUCAAGAUUUGCUAUGUUAGAUGAUGUAAAAAUUUUAGCCAAUGGCCUACUUCAGUUAGGACAUGGUCUUAAAGACUUUGUUCAUAAGACUAAGGGCCAAAUUAAUGACAUAUUUCAAAAACUCAACAUAUUUGACCAGUCUUUUUAUGACUUAUCACUGCAAACCAAUGAAAUCAAAGAGGAAGAAAAGGAACUUAGAAGAACUACAUUCAAACUGCAAGUCAAAAAUGAAGAAGUAAAGAACAUGUCACUUGACCUCAACUCAAAAGUUGAAAGUCUCCUUGAAGAAAAAAUUCUACUUCAACACAAAGUGAGAUAUCUGGAAGAUCAAUUAACCAAUUUAAUUAAAAAUCAACCUGAAAUUCAGGAACACCCGGAUAUAACUUCACUUAAAACUUUUGUGGAACAGCAAGACAACAGCAUCAGAGACCUUCUUCAGACUGUGGAAGAACAAUACAGACAAUUAAACCAACAGCACAGUCAAAUAAAAGACAUAGAAAACCAGUUAAGAAGAACUGGUACUCAAGAAUCCACAGAAAAUGCUUCUAAACCACGAGUACCAAGAACUACUCCCUCUCUUCACUUGAAUGAAACAAAAAAUGUAGAAUAUAAUGACAUUCCUGCUGAUUGUACUGUCAUUUAUAACAGAGGCGAUCAAACAAGUGGCAUCUACUCCAUUAGAGCCAGCAACUCUCAAGUAUUUAAUGUCUACUGUGAUGUUAAAUCAGGCAGUUCGUGGACAUUAAUUCAACACCGAAUAGAUGGAUCACAAAACUUCAAUGAAACUUGGGAAAACUACAGAUAUGGUUUUGGGAGGCUUGAUGGAGAAUUCUGGUUGGGUCUAGAGAAGAUAUACUCCAUAGUAAAGCAAUCUAAUUACAUCUUACGAAUUGAGCUACAGGACUGGAAUGACAACGAGUACUAUAUUGAAUAUUCUUUUCACUUGGGAGAUCAUGAAACCAACUAUACACUACAUCUAGUUGAGAUUGCCGGCAAUGUCCCCAAUGCACUCCCAGAACACAAAGAUUUGAUGUUUUCUACUUGGGAUCACAAAGCAAAAGGACAUGUCAACUGUCCAGAAAGUUACUCAGGAGGCUGGUGGUGCCAUGAUGUCUGUGGGGAAAACAACCUAAAUGGCAUCUAUAACAAGCCAAAAGCGAAAAUUAAGCCAGAGAGAAGAGGAAUAUGCUGGAAGUCUCAAAAUGGAAGGUUAUACUCUAUCAAAUCAACCAAAAUGUUGAUCCAUCCAAUAGAUUCAGAGAGUUCUGAAUUAACUAAAGCAAUUUAAAAAGCCAAUAAAUUAAACAUUACACU
Phacochoerus africanus (Common warthog) is the source of this 1592-nucleotide messenger RNA. RefSeq names its product angiopoietin like 3 (gene ANGPTL3). Gene Ontology annotation, biological process: cholesterol homeostasis; phospholipid catabolic process; phospholipid homeostasis. Bases 178 to 1566 code for a protein of 462 amino acids. The record is from RefSeq and is a predicted model, not a curated record. The transcript is spliced from 7 exons. Lineage: Eukaryota; Metazoa; Chordata; Mammalia; Artiodactyla; Suidae.